AUGGGAAAAGCUGCGGUGACGAUCACAAUUGCCUGCGCGGCUGCGACAUGCGCGGCCGUGGCGGCGGCAUUCUUCGUCAACAGGCGCUUGCGGCAGCGGACGAGCUGGAAGAGGGCGCAAUGCAUCGUCGACGAGUUCCGCGGCGGCUGCUCCACCCCGCUCUCGCGGCUGCGGCAGAUUGUCGAUAACAUGGUCGUGGAGAUGCAUGCCGGGCUUGCGAUCGAUGGCGGCAGCAAGCUCAAAAUGGUUCUAAGCUAUGUGGACAAUCUCCCGACUGGGAACGAGGAAGGCCUGUUCUACGCGCUCGACUUGGGAGGGACGAACUUCCGGGUGCUCAGAGUACAAAUGGGUGGCAAGGAGAAGAGAAUCAUGAACCAGGAGUACAAGGAAGUGUCCAUACCUCCCAAAGUUAUGGUCGGCUCCAACGAGGAUUUAUUUGAUUUUAUUGCCACAGAGCUAGCAAGCUUCGUUGCCAGCGAAGGGGAGGGCUUCUUUCUGCUUCCAGGACAGCAGCGGGAGCUGGGAUUUACGUUCUCGUUUCCCGUGAAGCAAACGUCAAUCAACUCCGGGACGCUCAUGAAGUGGACGAAAGGUUUCGCCAUCGCAGAGACGGUUGGCAAAGACGUUGUCGAGGAAUUGCAGGGGGCAAUGCAUCGUAGCAACGUAGACAUGCGAGUUGCGGCUCUGGUGAACGAUACUGUGGGAACGUUGGCCGGGGGAAGAUACGAGGACGAUGACGUUAUGGUAGCGGUAAUACUGGGCACCGGAAGUAAUGCCUGUUACGUGGAGCGAGCGGACGCGAUACCAAAGUGGCGAGGCCCGUUACCAGCCUCUGGAUCCAUGGUCAUCAAUAUGGAGUGGGGAAGUUUCACGUCGGCCCACCUUCCAAAGACUGAGGUUGAUGACGCCUUGGAUGCCGACAGCGUCAACCCAUGCGAUCAGAUAUUCGAGAAGAUGAUAUCUGGAAUGUACCUGGGUGACAUUGUGAGGAGAGUGUUGUGGAAACUGGCUGCCGAAGCGGCAUUCUUUGGAGGAAAGGUACCUUCAAGGCUCGAAGUCCCUUUUAUUUUGAGGACUCCGGAUGUGUCUGCAAUCCACGCCGAUCAAUCCCCGGACCUCAAGGAAGUAAUCCGGGUUUUGAGAGUGGUUUUCGGGAUCCAAAGCUCGACGUUGCAGAUGCGGAAGGUGAUCAUGGAUGUGUGUGACAUCGUCGCAGAGCGUGGCGCCCGGCUGGCAGGCGCCGGGAUUGUCGGUAUCCUAAAGAAGAUAGGGAGGGACGGUGGAUCCUUGGCAAACAAUGGCGGGUUGGAGAACCACUCGUACGCGGCGACGGAGGAAAGGAAGAAGACGGUGGUGGCGAUGGAUGGUGGUUUGUACGAGCACUAUCCCAAGUUCCGGGAGUAUCUCAAGCAGUCAGUGGUGGAGCUGAUUGGCAAGGAGGCGGCAGAGCACAUAGAGUUGAGGCUAUCCAAGGAUGGGUCUGGGAUUGGAGCUACGUUGUUGGCUGCGUCCCAUUCUUCGUUCGUCGCGGAACAGGAGUAGAAUGAGGAGAGAAUGAAAUAAAAGGAGGGGGGAGUGCGCGGACGAAGAGAGGCAAGUUUGCCGCGAUAAUGCUGAUAAAUAUACCCAGAUUGUGGUGUAUGCGUUAGCAAGGAUCCUUCUCUGGUUUAACCGUAAAUCUCCAGGUACAAGGUUAUAAUAUAAAAGUUUUUGAUAUCUGUUA
Messenger RNA from Selaginella moellendorffii, 1723 nucleotides. RefSeq names its product hexokinase-1. Gene Ontology annotation, cellular component: cytosol; mitochondrion. The transcript is spliced from 9 exons. Gene Ontology annotation, biological process: glycolytic process; intracellular glucose homeostasis; glucose 6-phosphate metabolic process. The coding region runs from base 1 to 1542 and encodes 513 amino acids. Lineage: Eukaryota; Viridiplantae; Streptophyta; Lycopodiopsida; Selaginellales; Selaginellaceae. Gene Ontology annotation, molecular function: fructokinase activity; glucokinase activity; ATP binding. The record is from RefSeq and is a predicted model, not a curated record.